Molecule: messenger RNA, 510 nt
Organism: Peronospora matthiolae
Lineage: Eukaryota; Oomycota; Peronosporomycetes; Peronosporales; Peronosporaceae
Source: the annotation of a GenBank genome assembly
AUGGCACAUCGGUACGUCGAUGCCACCGCGUUCGAAGCGUAUACGGAUAGCGACGGACAGGAGCUCGUCGUGUCGCAACUGGUGCACGCUUCAGUAGACGAGGCGUAUGAUGCGUGGAUCCGCAUGGAGUGGACUGGACGCGGGUUGACGCUGAAGGCUGGAGACGGCCGCGGCCUCGUUGGCCACCGUCGUCUUGUCCCGUUUGGAGUCCAAGAGCGGAUUCUCUCGGUGGGACUGCCCGAUAAAUCGGACCGGAUCCCUAGUGUACGCUACUGUAUCGAAAAGAGCGGUCCACUGCUGCUGUGUGACCAUGUGGCGCUCGUGCAGUUCGUGGCGGAUACUUCAGCACCUCCUUUGCAGCCCAAGACGCUCAUUCUGUGGAGCUCCAAGCUCACGCCGUCGACCUUUGGCAGUGUCUUGCUCUGUGGCGGAUCGAUCUCUCGACUCGUGCUGAGGACGAUACUCGCGAGCUCGUUGCAAGGCAUUGCAGCGUCUUUCCAGCACAAAUAA